CCAGGGAUCAAAACUGCAUCUCCUGCAUUGGCAGGUGAGCUCUUUGUCACUAGGGCCACCUGGGAAGCCCCUUAUCUGGUAUCCUUUGGUGCUUUUCACUCAGGAAUACAUUGAUGAGUUAUCUGUAUUAAAAAAUACUCUAGCCCAUAAAGCCUCACCUGAUUGUGGUCUAUGCAAGAGGUUGCUUAGGAUGGAUCAAUUCUCUCUGGAAAUGGUAGCAAAAAAAAAUAUUGAGAGUGACAAAAUAUCAUUUUAAUUUCCAAAACUCCUUCUCAUUUUUCGAUUGUAAAAUGUGUAUGUGUGAUGAGUUGUUGUUGUUCAGUAAAUCCGUCAUGUCUAAGUCUUUGCAACCCAUGGAUUAAGGGUGUUUAUUCUGAAAAGAGAAAUGGACAGAUACAGAGACAUGAAAUAAAGGUGAAAAAAAGAAAUGAAUAGUUUUCUAACAGAAUUCAAUGUUUCAUGAUUUUUCUCCAAAAAAAUGAACCAAACCUCAGAGCCAUAAGCAGAAGUGAGAAUCAAUGUGGAAACCCUGACUUCCUGCAACCCACUUCCUUUAUGACAGGCAAACACUUGGACCAUGUGUCGAUAGAUGAAACAUCCUCAAAUUAGGCCAAGGCCCAGCUGAAUAUCUCUGCUAGGAUAAAAGCACUUUCUUUCCAGCUGAAAUUUUCAAACUCUCUCCCAGAUCGCCUGCCCCGAUUCAGGUGUGCCACCAGACACUUGUACUACUUGGAAUUCUAAAAACUGCUUUCCCAUCAUGAAGCUACUGUACCUUCUCUUCCUCUUACUUGUGUGUCGUAUCCAGACAACAUCGGGGAAAGGAAAAAAGAAAAACCUUGAAUGUGAUAAAAUCGGUGGUGCCUGCAAGUAUCAGAACACUGAUGGGUGUGUCAUCCUGCCUGGAGAAUGCAAGAGUCAGAAGAAACACUGCUGCAGAGUCUAGUUUCAGCAUCGGAGCAUCCAUAGCAGCAGCAGACACUCCCCACGGCUGAGUCCUGUUUAAAAAGAGACACUGCUCACUCAGGUCCUGUGAGGUCUUUCUGAGUGCAUGACAUCAUGAACUGGAUGGGAAGAUUUCAGUUGGAAGUCUGGCCACACCACUCGUUAGCUGAUUAACUCUGGACAGGCCUUGACUUUCUUAGGUCUCAGUCUCUGCUCCUGUGACUAUUAAAAUGGAUGUUCUCCACAACCUAAUUUGUUGGUGGUGGGGUUUAGUUGCUAAAUCAUGUCUGACUCUUCUGUGACCCCAUGGACUGAGUCUGUGCGAUUUUCCAGGCAAGGAAACUUCAGUGGGUUGUCCUUUCCUUUUACAGGAGAUCUUUCUGACCCAGGGAUCAAGCCCACAUCUCCUGUGUCUCCUGCAUUGGCAGGCAGUCUUUAUCACUGAGCCCCGGGAAACCCAACCUGUUAAUCUAUGUCUACAAAUGUAUGGACUGAGGGAAAGAGCUUUGAGUGUGUGUGUGUGCGUGUUAUAGUGUGAAAAGUCACCAAGGUUUUGUGUCCCUUUGUGGAAGGAUAUCUGUGUUUCCAUUGGCAUAUGGGUUUCCACAUGGUCAACAUGUGCUUAACAUCACAAGAGGCAGCAAACUGCUUUCUGAAGCAGCUGUGGUCACUGCUGAUAAUCUCAGUGGCCUCUGAGUUCCCAGUCUCUCCAUGUUCCCAUCCCUCGUCACACCUCCAUGUACAAUUUAUAGUGUUUCUCUGUUAAAAGGAUGAAGGACAAAUUCUCUAGUGUCUCAGGUCCUUCACCCGUUGGCCAUACUUUCUCGAGUUUCAUCAGCCUGGUUCUCAAACUAACCCCUGACACAGUGUCAGUCGUCUUUCUGGCGUAUUGUGUUCUCCUCACACUGAAACACACUUAAGCUACUUGUCCUCUGACUUUCCCUGCCUGAUUUGUACUUUAUUUCUUAGUCUCAGCUCACACAUGGCCUUCACUGGGAAGACAUCCUUCAUUCACCCAACUUGAGUAAGAGAAGAGACUUUGGUUCCAUGGCCUCAGCUACCAGUACACUUUCUAGCACACAGUAGGUGUUCAAUAGAUGUUGACAGAAUAGUCAAUGAAUAAAGAAAACGAUAGAAUGAGUCUUCAGCUUUCCAAUGCAAUUCAGGGAUUAUCCAUUAAAUGUGAAUUCGUCAGUUCACUUUAUUCAGGAAGUUCCAUCAAACAUGAGUCCAUCAUACAGCAGAAGUGUUUACCAUGUGAUGAAGACCAUUUAUUUUCUUCCCAGGCACACACUUGUGUGAGAGUCACACAAAUUAAGCAUUCUACAACCUAAAGAAAGAACAAAAAUGUUUGUUUCUGGAAGAAAGUCUUGAGAUCACUAUCCCAGGGAAGAAAUAAUUCAGUUCAACCAGGAAUCCCCAAAAUACACUGCCAGGAAAGCAUUCUGUCUUAUGCACCUCUUUUCCCUCACUUUGUCCCUCCUAUUACACUUGCUUGUUCAGUAGGAGAAAGGCUGAUUUUCAAAUUUGUUGUGAAUAGAAGUUUUAUACUGUAAUUUGGAAACUAGGAUCAGAGAGUGUAAACAGCUCUCUUGGGCUGACAUUUACCGCCUGUUAUUGUGCCCUCUGAAAUGCGCCAUUGUGGGGUUAUCAGAUGUCUUUUGGAAACAGCACAUUAAAAUUUUGUAAGUUUGUGUUUUCA
Bubalus bubalis (water buffalo) is the source of this 2644-nucleotide messenger RNA. RefSeq names its product beta-defensin 33. The record is from RefSeq and is a predicted model, not a curated record. The transcript is spliced from 2 exons. Bases 758 to 943 code for a protein of 61 amino acids. NCBI's taxonomy places the organism in Eukaryota, Metazoa, Chordata, Mammalia, Artiodactyla, Bovidae.